Messenger RNA from Halichondria panicea, 1165 nucleotides. Its product is annotated as coiled-coil domain-containing protein 97-like. Lineage: Eukaryota; Metazoa; Porifera; Demospongiae; Suberitida; Halichondriidae. The record is from RefSeq and is a predicted model, not a curated record. The transcript is spliced from 2 exons. The coding region runs from base 178 to 1137 and encodes 319 amino acids.
AUGAAAAAACGUGCUUUGUAAAAUUGAAAACAAAAAAGCCGUUUUACUUUUCACUAGCACUGUCCCAUUUCGUGAUGCCAUCAGAGUUCCUCAGUGUUCUCAGUUGAUUUCUGCCUCUCCUGAUAAGGAUUGUUUACGGGUUGUGCUUGUCAUUCUACUCACCUGGAUACCUGCUGUAUGGCUGAAGCAGCCACUCCUCUAACAGUGCCGAGAGAAAGUAAAAAGCAAAGUGUCACUGACCACUUGACGAUGGACAAUUCAAGGUCACACUCUGAUGAUUUAUACACACGAGCUGAAUUAACAAUAUUCAAGAAAGUUAUCGAAUCUGAUAGAACUAUUCAAAGUCAGCAAAUAGGGGAACCUGAUUUAAGUGAUAGUCAAAAAUUAACUGCUCUUUGCUCGUUGCUAAGGACUAGAGGUGGAAACUUUUUGAUGAGGUUUGGAUCUCUCUUGGAUGGCGCAGAUUUGACAUACAUAGAAUCUGUAGUUAAAAUGAACUAUGUGAUUGUUUAUCAAUUGAAAGAGCUCAGGAAACAGUUAGGAUUGAGUGUUAAGUCUCGACAGAAGCAAGUACAAAAUCGUCGUUUUCAGUAUAUGAAACACCUAAUGGAAACGUCUAGUUACUUUUCUGAAGAGGAAAUGAGAAAUAGAAAUCCGUUGCUGUAUGAAGACUACAUUGGUCAGUAUCUGACAAAGGAAGAGAAAGAUGAUUUGGAUAUGGGGAAUCGAUCUGAUGUCACCAUGUCUGGACUGAUACUCAAGAAAAUGGAGAUUGACAAGCGGAGAGAGCUCUAUGAAAGGCAGCAAGAUUUUGUAUCAGGUCAACUGGAAGAAAAUGAUUCAGAUGAGUCAGAAAUGGAUGAUGAGAGAAUGGAUCAAGAUCAUGACUCUGUUAGGAUUGAUAGUGAUCAAAAGCAGCAAUUCCGAGAGGAUUAUUUGAAAGCCAUGCAGUUGUCAUUUCUGAAUGGAGAUGAUAAAGACUUUGACUAUUCCAAGAUUGACGUUAGCGAUGCUUUGGACUCGAUAGACAUGUUAGGGAGAGAUGCUGAGGACGCUUAUUUUGAUGACGAAGAACCGACAAACCUUAGUGAUUAUGAACCUCUUUGUGUCGAUGAUGACUAUUAUGUUUGUCGAUAAAGUUAUUGUUAUGGUUUCAUGUUCUCUG